Messenger RNA from Gigantopelta aegis, 4996 nucleotides. Its product is annotated as collagen alpha-1(I) chain-like. The transcript is spliced from 52 exons. Gene Ontology annotation, molecular function: extracellular matrix structural constituent. Bases 208 to 4554 code for a protein of 1448 amino acids. The record is from RefSeq and is a predicted model, not a curated record. Lineage: Eukaryota; Metazoa; Mollusca; Gastropoda; Neomphalida; Peltospiridae.
GUCCUAUGUGAGACUGCUAACCAGAGAAUAAUAAAAUAAACUUUUCCACUGGGAAUCCGAUGUUGCAAGCGACCAGCUUGUAGGCACGGGUUAUCCCGGUUUCAGAGAGAAGCCCCAACAACGGCUUCCAGUUUGGGCGUGCUGCACUAUUUUUUUUCAAAAUUCUAUUUCUUUGGAUGACUCUGUGAUACGUUGAACUCAGUUGCAAUGGCGUGCGGAACGGUGCGUUAUUGGAAGGAGGGCGUCUUCAUUCUAAUCCUCGCUGUCGUGGCUACCUCGGCGGCGCCGGAGAAAGAGAGAAAUUGUUUUCACAUGGGAUUAAAGUACAGGGAUGGACAGACCUGGUUUCCGAGCCCCAACAACACGUGUUUCCAGUGCUCGUGUAUCCAGGGAGAUGUCGAGUGCGAGUGGAAGAGUAACUGCAAACCAGAAUACGGAGAGGCUCGUUCCCCCGAAGAGAGGCGGUAUAUGAUUAUGAAGGCUGUGACAGGUUUCCCGGGAGAAGAUGGUGAAGUUGGUAUCCAAGGAAAACCCGGAAGAAGGGGAGAUGCAGGUCAGGAUGGCAGACAUGGCGUCCCCGGACCACCAGGGCCCCCUGGCGACAGCGAAAUGUCUGCUGAUGCUGCUUACCAGAUGUAUGUCCAACGUAACUACGGUAACAAGGCAGGAGGUGCUGCCUAUUCACCUCGGUACCUACAGGCUCAAGUUGGCCCUAUUGGACCACGUGGACAAAGUGGUACACCUGGACCACCUGGGCCACCUGGACCUCAGGGAAUCCGAGGAAAUGUUGGUGAUUCAGGAAACCCAGGACCUCCUGGCAUGAGGGGACAACCAGGGCCAGCUGGACCGGCGGGACCCGAGGGAGACACGGGUCGCCAUGGUGAGUCAGGAGCCCAAGGAGCACCAGGAGCAAGAGGAGCUCCAGGAAGACCAGGGAUGCCAGGCAUGCCAGGACCAAAAGGACACAUGGGAUACCGUGGAUUCAUAGGAAAGCGAGGAGAAAUGGGUUUGCAAGGAGAACCAGGAUCUAUCGGACCGCCUGGCCAGGGUGGACCACCUGGACCACCAGGAGCUCGCGGACUCUCGGGAGAGAGAGGACAAGAUGGACUUCCUGGACCUAGGGGCCUGCGAGGUGUGGAUGGGCUGCCUGGACAGGGUGGGUCUCCAGGAACUAUGGGAAGCAUGGGACCACCAGGACUGCCGGGAACUGUCGGACAGAAGGGAGAAGCAGGUGCCAAAGGCCCCAAGGGAUCAGUUGGCCCCCAGGGAUCACGUGGAGAAAAUGGACUCCCAGGUGCUGAUGGUGAGAACGGCCAGCCUGGACCCCCAGGGAGAGCCGGAUCUGAUGGGGAGAAGGGAGCCUCGGGCGAUCCGGGUCCAGCUGGAUCCCCAGGUUUCCCAGGACCACGAGGUCCGCCAGGAUUACUAGGAAGUCCUGGCAACGACGGACCCAAAGGACCUCCGGGAGAUCUUGGACAGCCAGGGUACAAGGGGGAGCCCGGUAUUAAGGGAGGACCUGGGUCACCAGGUAACCGUGGACGUGGAGGCUUACCAGGACUUGCUGGCAAAAAGGGACUCCGUGGUGCUCCAGGAGCCCCUGGACUCCCCGGACUGGCAGGAGAACGAGGUCUUCCUGGAACUCGAGGUCGACCUGGCCCUGCUGGCAGUCCUGGACCCCCAGGGGAGGAUGGAGCCUCUGGCUUGAGAGGAUCUCAGGGUCAGACUGGUGCAAUGGGAGAGGUUGGACGCCCAGGCCCCCCUGGACCUCCUGGUGAAACGGGAAUGCCAGGAAGUGCCGGACCUGAUGGAAAAUCUGGACCUCCUGGACCAGCUGGUGCAUCUGGUGCCGAUGGAAAACCAGGAGAAAUUGGUUCCCCAGGACCCCCUGGCCCCCCUGGUCAACAGGGAGCUCAGGGUUCUCAGGGAGAAAGGGGCUCAACAGGAAAGUCAGGCAACCCCGGAGUGCAGGGACCUCAGGGACCUCCUGGUGACAAUGGACCGACUGGUGAAAUGGGAUCACAGGGAGCUCCAGGACCAGAGGGAGAACCAGGUGUGCGUGGAGAAGCAGGUGUGGGUGGACCCCCAGGCUUCCAGGGCCCCCCUGGCCCCCUUGGCCCCCCUGGAGAAGCAGGAACAGAGGGUGAGCCUGGAGCUCCAGGACCACCAGGCUCAAAUGGCCGCCCUGGAUUCAGGGGAGAGCGAGGGUUCCCUGGAGAGCGGGGCCCGAUCGGCCCUGAAGGUGAGGCCGGAGCAACAGGUGCAGUAGGACCACAGGGGCCUGAUGGAGAAAGGGGACCACCGGGUGAAGUUGGUAUUCAAGGAGAAAAUGGACCUCAGGGAUCAAUUGGUUUGCCAGGAGAGAGAGGACCAUCUGGGGAACCAGGCACAAAGGGAGACACUGGCGAGGGAGGACCUCCAGGUCAGGAUGGAUCAUCAGGCCGACCAGGACCCCCCGGCCCGAGGGGCGAACCAGGCCCCCCAGGUCUGGCCGGACCCCCUGCUGAGAAAGGUCAACCAGGUGACCCAGGUUACAGGGGAGAACCGGGACCCCCAGGAGCUUCAGGGGAGAGGGGUGAGGCAGGACCCCAAGGAGAGGCAGGAUAUCCAGGGUUGCCAGGAUCGCCAGGAACUCCAGGCCAGAAAGGAGAAUCUGGUCUUCCAGGACCAAAGGGAGACGCGGGAGAGGCAGGCCCAGCCGGAGAACUUGGUAAACAAGGACCACCUGGAGUUCCGGGUAUUGUUGGCAGGAAGGGACCGCGAGGAGACCAGGGGAUACCAGGAGUGCCCGGAGAACCUGGUGCCCCAGGACGACCAGGUCCCAUGGGACUCGGAGGCAUGCAGGGACUGCCUGGACCAGCAGGAUUAGCAGGCACGCCGGGCAUCAAGGGUGUGCGUGGUGAGACUGGAUCCCCGGGACGAGCGGGUAACCCCGGCGCACGAGGUGAACAGGGCAUUGCAGGUCAGCCAGGCGCCCAGGGAGAGGCUGGUGAACCGGGUGGAGUAGGUCCCCCAGGGCCUGCCGGACGAGCUGGAGAGAGGGGUGAGCCAGGGAUCCCAGGUGUCGGAGGUGAGAGAGGACCCACUGGACCAAACGGACCUCCGGGACCACGUGGUGCAUCUGGUAGGCGAGGAAAAGAUGGGUUACCAGGGAAACCAGGGACCAUGGGACCACCCGGGCCGCCAGGACCUAACGGAGAACCAGGCCAUUCUGGACCUACAGGAGCCGAUGGCGCCCCAGGUCUCCCAGGACGACAUGGGGAGAAGGGUCCAGAUGGGGAGGUUGGACGGCCAGGCAGACAGGGACAGGCUGGGUUGCAGGGUCCUACUGGACCAGCAGGCCCUGUAGGAGGUCCAGGAGAAAAAGGUCCAAGGGGAGAGACUGGACCAGAUGGGUCACCAGGACCAAAUGGACAAAGAGGAUCUCCAGGAGUACAAGGACACGAGGGGGAUGCUGGAGCACCAGGAGAUGCAGGAAACCAGGGAGACAAAGGACACCCAGGAUUUAUGGGCCUGCCCGGUCUGCCUGGACCAGAGGGACCGACUGGAGAGGUUGGUAAAGCAGGACCGCGAGGACCCCAGGGAGACAUGGGUUCAGACGGUCCGCGAGGCCCCCCGGGUCCAGAUGGACAGCCCGGACCAGAUGGUCCACGAGGACCGCCGGGUCCGCGUGGCCCAUCAGGCGAAGAUGGUGACAGGGGUAAUCCAGGAUCAAAUGGUUUGCCAGGCCCUCCAGGCCCACCAGGAGCAAGUGUGGUUGGACAAGCCAUGAGAAGCUGGUUCCAGAAUGAUGCCUCGGAUGAUACCUGGAUGGAUGAAACAGCCACAGAUGACAAGGGAAGAAAUGUGUUGAACGAACUGAAAUCCGUGACUGAACAGAUCAAGAAACUGAAAAAUCCAACCGGGGAGAAGGAUGCCCCAGGACGUACCUGUAAGGAACUCGUCAAAGUAAACAAAAAACUUAAGAAUGGUCUGUACUGGAUUGACCCCAACAUGGGAACCAUUGCUGACGCUUUCCAAGCCUAUUGCGUCAACAAGGGCAAGGACAAGACAGAAACUUGCAUUUUGCCAGUCCAAGGAAAGUAUGAUGCCCAACAGUGGUUUUCCAACAAACGGAAAAUCGAGGAUAAUGAAGGCUACGUGUGGGUGUUUGAAAAGAAGAAUCUGACAAAGGCAAGAAAAAUCGACUAUGGCGUGCACGCGUCUCAGAUCAACUUCCUCGGCCACAUCAGCCGGACGGCGCGCCAGAAGAUCACGGUGGAGUGUAUGAACACAAUCGUGGUGUUCGACCGGAAGGUCAAGAACUACGAGCAGGCGGUCCGACUGAGGACGUACGACGAGGAGGUGAUGCUGGUCCGCGGCAGGAAGCCGCUCAGAUACCUUGUCAGAACCGACAGCUGUCAGCGUAAAAACAACAAAGGUGGAAAAACCGUAUUAGAAGUGAAAGGCAAGAAAAUAAAAGCCACCAGAUUGCCGAUUAUGGAUAUAGGAGUAUAUGAUAUUGGAGGACCCAAUCAAGCGUUUGGCUUAGAUAUCGGCCCAGCAUGUUUUAGUUGAGCUGUUAUUAAACUCAUUUUGUUUUUAUUAUUAUCUCAGAAACAUUUUACAGUUUGGAAACAGUUAACAUAAUCUGCAGUAAGAAACAUUAAUAUUAAGUUAGAGUUUCAGUCCUUGUUCUAGUAAUGUAACAGUUUUUAAUUGACCAACAAAGUAUUUUAAGAAGACGUGGACACCUUUCCCUAAUUACGACCAAGGGCUGAUAACUCUAAACAACAAGAGCUCUUCUGGGAUGUUUAAGAAGCACAUGUGAUGUUAAUUGUGUAGGUUGCUACUUCACUGCCAUGAGUGUAUGAGAAAUGUUUUAAUAUAGGAAAAUGUAUUAGUGUAAAAGUGCCUCUUGAUAAAAAGACGUUAUUUUCUACAUUAUUCACAAAUCAUCAUAUCUGGUCUAUUCAGGUUGGUUUACAACACAAACUGAUAAUAAAAUAACAAAAUUAAA